This is a messenger RNA of Thyridium curvatum, 2585 nucleotides long. RefSeq lists its product as uncharacterized. Gene Ontology annotation, biological process: glycoprotein catabolic process; carbohydrate metabolic process. The record is from RefSeq and is a predicted model, not a curated record. The annotation marks the transcript as partial. Lineage: Eukaryota; Fungi; Ascomycota; Sordariomycetes; Thyridiales; Thyridiaceae. The transcript is spliced from 2 exons. Gene Ontology annotation, molecular function: beta-mannosidase activity.
AUGAUGGCACCCCGACAGGUCAUCUCCGUCGACAAGAACUGGCGGUUCAAGCAGGCAGACAAGGACGAUAGCAGCUACUUGCCCGUCGCCCAGUUCCCCACAAACGUCCACCUCGACCUGCUCGCCCACGGCCUCAUCCCGGACCCCUUUAUCGGCAAGAACGAGCUCGACGUCCAGUGGGUCGGCGAGGAGGCAUGGACCUACAAGACGACCUUCCGGGCACCCGCCGUCCCAUCCGGCGCCAAGGCCGUCCUGGCGUUUGACGGCCUCGACACCUUCGCCACUGUCCUGCUCAACGGGGAGAAGAUCCUCGAGUGCGACAACAUGUUCACCCCGGAGCGGGUCGACAUCACGCCCGUCGUCAAGGCCGAGGGCGACAACGAGCUGGUCAUCACCUUUGACAGCGCGUACCUCAGGGGCUGGAAGCUGGUCGAGCAGUAUCCAGACCACAAGUACCUUUUGGCCAACGGCGACGCCUCCCGGCUGCCUGUGCGCAAAGCGCAGUACCACUGGGGCUGGGACUGGGGUCCGACGCUAAUGACCUGCGGCCCCUGGAGGCCGAUCAACCUCGAGAUCUUUGAGUCCCGGAUCGCAGACCUGCACUUCCAGACCACCGUCGAUGACUCCCUGCAGUCAGCAACCGUGGUCGCGCACGCCGAAGUCGAAGGCAGCGGAGAGGGCAAGGUCCGCUUCGACGUCUCCCUCGAUGGCAGCUCCGUCGCCUCGGAGACGGUCGCCGUCAAAGCCGGCACCUCAUCUGCAACCUUCCACAUCGCCAAGCCCGCCCUUUGGUACCCGAUCCUCUACGGGAAGCAGCCGCUGUACACCGUCAAGGCUACCCUCCUCACAAGUAGUACGAGUAGCGAGGAAGAAGCAGACACGGCCUCGAAGCGCAUCGGGCUGCGCAAGGCAGAGGUCGUCCAGCGGCCCCUCGACGGCCAGCCCGGCACGUCCUUCUUCUUCCGCAUCAACAACAUCCCCGUCUUCUGCGGCGGCAGCGACUGGAUCCCCGCCGACAACUUCAUCCCGCGCAUCUCGCCGCAGCGGUACCGCGACUGGGUCAAGUGCAUCGCCGACGGCAACCAGCUCAUGGUGCGCGUCUGGGGCGGCGGCCUGUACGAGGAGCAGGUCUUCUACGACGCCUGCGACGAGGCCGGCAUCCUCGUCUGGCAGGAUUUUAUGUUUGGCUGCGGCAACUACCCGACCUUCCCGGCCAUCCUCGAGUCCGUCCGGCGCGAGGCCGAGGAGAACAUCCGCCUGCUGCGCCACCACCCGUCCAUCGUCAUCUGGGCUGGCAACAACGAGGACCACCAGUUCGCCGAGGGCUUCAGCCUCACCUACGACUACGAGGACAAGGACCCGCAGAGCUGGCUCAAGACCGACUUCCCGGCCCGCUACAUCUACGAGAAGCUCCUGCCCGACGCCUGCGCCGCGCUGAUCCCGGACGUCUUCUACCACCCGGGCAGCCCCUGGGGCGCCGGGCGCGACACGCACGACCCGACCGUCGGCGACAUCCACCAGUGGAACGUGUGGCACGGCACGCAGGAGAAGUGGCAGAACUUCGACAAGCUGUCGGGCCGCUUCGUCUCCGAGUUCGGCAUGCAGGCCUUCCCCAGCGUCAAGACCAUCGACGGCUACCUCCCCCUCGGCAAGGGCGACCCGGACCGCUACCCGCAGUCGGCGACGGUCGACUUCCACAACAAGGCCGACGGGCACGAGCGCCGCAUCGCGCUCUACCUCGUCGAGAACAUGCGGUACGGCCCGGACCCCCUCGAGCAGUUCGUCUACUGCACCCAGCUCAUGCAGGGCGAAUGCCUGGCCUCGGCCUACCGCCUCUGGCGCAGGCAGUGGCGGGGCCCCCGCAGGGAGUACUGCGCCGGCGCGCUGGUCUGGCAGAUCAACGACUGCUGGCCCGUGACGUCGUGGUCCAUCGUCGACUACCACCUGCGGCCCAAGCUGGCGUGGCACACGGUGCGGCGCGAGAUGGCGCCCCUGGCAGCGGGCGUCGCGCGCAGGGUGCACCGCCACCCGCGCGGCAAGUACACGCGGGCGCGCGUCGACGUGCGCACCGAGGCCGAGGUCUGGGGCUCGAACCUGACGCUCGCCGACGUGGAGGUCGACUGCGUCGUGCGCGCCUUCGACGUCGAGACGGGCGCGCUGCUGCGCGACGAGCGCGUCGCGCGCGGCGUCGUCCUGCGCGAGAACAGGUCCACCGAGAUCGCGGCGCUCGAGGUCGGCGACGCGGCCAAGAGGGACGGCGAGGUCGGCUGCGCGGGCCGCACCGUCGUCGCGGCGUACCUGGUCCGGCCCGGCGGCGGCGCGGGGGAGCAGCAGCUGGCGCGCUACGUCAACUGGCCCGAGCCGCUCAAGUACCUGCACCUGCCGCGGCCGGCGGACCUCCGGGCCGAGCUGUCGGCCGACGGGACCGAGGUGGCGGUCAGCGCCGGCGUGCCGGUCAAGGGCGUGGCGCUCGAGUGCGAGGACGACGCCGUGCGGUUCGAGGACAACAUGGUCGACGUCGUGCCGGGGGAGACGGUGCGCAUCGCCGUCCGGGGCGCGACGGCGGCGAGCGUCGUCACGACGAG